AUGCCUGUGUUGACAUUGCUGGAAGAUGUGAGGAAUUGGUGCAUGAAAAGGAUGGGUUCCAGGUUCGAUAAAGCAAUAAGCAUGGAACCUAAUGAUCUAACAGAGCAUGCAAAGGGGGUGCUGGCGACUAGGACUGAUGAUUCUAGGUUCUGCCAUGUCAUCCCAGCUGGUGGUGGAGAGUUUGAGGUGAGGGAUGGCCAUGUCAAGUUCCCCGUCACCCUUGGAAAUAUGACUUGUGGGUGUGGGAAAUGGCAAGGAUCAGGGAUCCCUUGCAAGCAUGGGCUAAGGGUCAUUUACAACCAGAGACUUGAUCCUAAAGACUUUGUCUCACCUUUCUACAAGGGGGCUGCUUACAAACUCACUUAUGGAGACCACAUCCACCCCAUGGCUGAUCCAACUCACUGGCCUUCACUAGAUGUGCCAGAAAUUGCACCACCCCAAGGGAAAAGAAAUGCUGGCAGACCACCUAAGCAAAGGAGAAAAGCUGCUCAUGAGGCAAAAAAAGGAAAGAGGCAUAAGAAUAACAAAUGCAGCCUAUGCAAAGAACUAGGCCACAAUGCAGUGACAUGCAAGGCAAAUAAGGCAUCAUCAAAGAAGACAGCACAUGCAGCUUCCUCUUCACAGCAAGGCAACACUAGGGGGAAGAGAAAGGCUGCUACUUAG
Amaranthus tricolor (Joseph's coat) is the source of this 663-nucleotide messenger RNA. RefSeq lists its product as uncharacterized. Lineage: Eukaryota; Viridiplantae; Streptophyta; Magnoliopsida; Caryophyllales; Amaranthaceae. The transcript is spliced from 2 exons. The record is from RefSeq and is a predicted model, not a curated record. Bases 1 to 663 code for a protein of 220 amino acids. Gene Ontology annotation, molecular function: zinc ion binding; nucleic acid binding.